This is a messenger RNA of Ustilago hordei, 423 nucleotides long. RefSeq lists its product as uncharacterized. The transcript has a single exon. Lineage: Eukaryota; Fungi; Basidiomycota; Ustilaginomycetes; Ustilaginales; Ustilaginaceae. Bases 1 to 423 code for a protein of 140 amino acids. The record is from RefSeq and is a predicted model, not a curated record.
AUGCGAUCGACAAAUUUCGCACUCGCCCUAAUGGCGCUCGUCCUCUCCUUUAUCGCUGUUGCAUCCGCCAGCCAGGCCGAACCUUCGCCUGCCCCUCUCGAAAAGCGUCAAGCAGCUGCUGGUGGUGGUGGCGGUGUCGCAACUACAUACACUGGUGUCCAGAUCAUCUCCGGCUACAACCCACCACCUUCUCCGGCUCUGCCAUCACCCACCGUCUCGCGAGGAACCAUCUUGACUACCAUCCCAGGCUACGGCAACAACUCCAACACUGGUGGAGGUAACCCUUUGAACCAAGGCUCCGGUAUGGGUUCGUCGAGCGGUGCAUUGUCCUUGUUGAGCGAUACACACCUUGUUUCGGGUGCCGCUGCUUCGGCUACCUUCAUGUGUGUUGCGGUUAUCGCUGCGGCUGCAGUUCUUCUUUGA